Cyclopterus lumpus (lumpfish) is the source of this 1501-nucleotide messenger RNA. RefSeq names its product NAD(P)HX epimerase (gene naxe). Gene Ontology annotation, cellular component: mitochondrion. The coding region runs from base 152 to 1003 and encodes 283 amino acids. The transcript is spliced from 7 exons. The record is from RefSeq and is a predicted model, not a curated record. NCBI's taxonomy places the organism in Eukaryota, Metazoa, Chordata, Actinopteri, Perciformes, Cyclopteridae. Gene Ontology annotation, molecular function: NAD(P)HX epimerase activity.
GGGAGACACCGUUGGUCCGCCAGUGUUGUUGCACGGCCCCCUGUGCCCUUUUAUCUGUAUAGUAUUGACCCGUAAGUGGUUUCUAAGAGAACGCGUGCAUGAGAUGUUGUUUUAAAGAACGGCUCGCUGACAUUUGUUUGGAUCCACCUGGAUGUUGAGUGUGCGGGCUCUGUUUGGGAUUGGCUUCCUGGUGACCUCAAGGACCACGGCGGUCCUCGCUCAGACCAGGACAUGUCCGCUGUCUGCUGCAGCUAACAACCACAAGAAGGACGGGUUCACUGGCAGACCAGCAUCCACCAUGGCCCAGACCAUCAAAUACCUUGGGCAGGAGGAGGCCCAGCACAUUGAUGAGGAGCUCUUCAGUGAGUAUGGCUUCAGUGUGGACCAGCUGAUGGAGCUGGCUGGACUCAGCUGUGCCACAGCCAUCGCCAGGGCUUAUCCCAUCACCUCCCUGGUCAAGGCCAGACCUUCUCUCCUGGUGAUUUGUGGACCUGGUAACAACGGAGGCGACGGCCUGGUCUGUGCACGACAUCUUAAACUCUUUGGCUACGAGCCCACCGUCCUGUACCCGAAGAGGCCCAACAAGCCUCUGUUCCAGGGCCUGACCACGCAGUGCCAGAAAAUGGAGAUCCCCUUCCUGACUGAGAUGCCUGAGGCUGCAGUGAUCGACGAGGCUUACAACCUGGUGGUAGACGCCAUCUUUGGCUUCAGCUUCAAGGGGGCGGUGCGAGAGCCUUUUGGUUCCAUCCUGGAUGUGCUGAAGAAGACGACAGCCCCCGUCGCCAGCAUCGACAUCCCCUCAGGGUGGGAUGUGGAGAAGGGCAGCGCGGAUGGACUGCAGCCUGACAUGCUCAUCUCUCUCACGGCUCCCAAGAAGUCUGCCAGCUUGUUCAGGGGACGAUACCACUUCCUGGGAGGGCGGUUUGUGCCUCCGGGCCUGGAGAGGAAGUACCAGCUCAACCUGCCUCAGUACCCGGGCCUGGACUGUGUGUUACAGCUGUAAGGGCUGAGGGGCCAAUGAGAGGAAGAGUGUCGUCUUUCAACACUAUGGGGGAAAUAAUUCUCAUCCACAUUUUUUUUGUUAUCACUGGAGGCUAUAGCAUAGCUUAGCAUAAAGACUGGAAACGGCUAGCCUGGCUCUGUAAGCAUAGAAUAACUUCUAAAGCUCACAAGCUAUCACGUAGCCUUGUUUUCAUUUAUACGCAAACAGAAAUGAAAAAUGACUAUUUUGUACUUGAACAUGUCGUUAUGUUCGUUCAGGAUUUCCACUUCCUAUCUCCAGCUCUGUCCUGAAUAGAGUAGAGAGUAGUAUCAGUCCAAACUUUGGAAAUAUAUCAAAUAAAAAUGUUGGGGAUUUGAUCUGUUCCCAUUGAGUGGAUGGCGGUGGGUAUAAUAGAGCUUUAAUAAAUCUGUGGAUGAUUCUUGUGUUCAUGUGAAAGCACAGCGCUUUGAUGUGGUGGUUGCCUCAGCUUCACAAAAUUAAAAAUAACCAAAAAGAUUA